GGGGUGUGAGUCUAAGUGGUGAGGAGUGGAACUGAUUUUUGGUUGUGCACCUUUCACCAUGGUUGAGACACGUAGUGGCAAGCCCACCACCCCUUAUACGAAAGCUCAGGAAAAGCAAGCCGCCGCCGUACUUAAAGAGAGAAAAGAGAAGGAGGUCAAGAAGGAGUUGAUUAGGCAGGCCAAAAAGUUGGCCUUACAGCAGGAGCAGGCGGCGAAGACGAAGAAGUUGGAGGAAGAGAUGGAGAGACUGGGGAAGGAGGAGGAAGAGAAGAUGAAGGAAGUAAAAGAAGAAGAGGUAGAAGAAGAGGAGGAAAAGGAGGAACCCUUGGAGAGAAGACGCACGGAGGAGAGAGGUGAGUUCAGUGGCACGAAGGAGGAGGAAUCAGGGUUGGAAAAGAAGAUCUUUGAGUGGCAAGAUGAUGGCAAUGGAUAUAGGCCCGUAGAGUUCAUGUCCGCCAUGAUGCCUUCAGAAAAGGUGGCGACAUCCACUUAUGAAAGAGAACUCUAUGCUCUCAGGCAAGCAUUAGAUCACUGGAAGCAUUACUUGCUUGGGAGGCACUUCAAAGUCUAUUCAGACCACGACACUCUAAGGUGGUUGAAGACUCAGGCCAAGAUGACACCUAAGCUUACUAGGUGGGCCGCAGAGUUAGACCAGUAUGACUUUGAACUGAAGCCAGUUAAAGGGAAUAUGGCCACAGGGAAGGAACCCCUGUCCACUGAUUGUCGGGCGGAGCUCUUUGAAAGCCUUCAUGAAGCGACAGAAGGGACUUUCUUGAGAGGUGGCACGGGAAUCUCUUUUCUGCGGUUUGUCUACCAAGGUGGUGCAAAACGAGUUGCUCUGGAGGAAAGGAAUCUUGUUGCACAUUUGGCAUUCCUGCUGGAGCAUAAGCUGGUGGGUGCAUCUUCUUGAAAAGUUGGCAAGUUUUUAAGUUUGCUGCAGGUUGUCUGAGAGCAGCUGGUUUCAAGAGAUUUUGUUGAUCUAAUUGAAUGCAAAUGAAAUGGUUUGGAAGGU
Chara braunii is the source of this 1012-nucleotide messenger RNA. The record is from the annotation of a GenBank genome assembly. NCBI's taxonomy places the organism in Eukaryota, Viridiplantae, Streptophyta, Charophyceae, Charales, Characeae.